GGAGUUCUUGCCCGCUGCGCGCUCCUCUCCAGAGCGGCUCUGGGUUCGAGAGCUGCCGCCAAACCAGCCGGUGCCUGCUGCCGCUCGCCUCUCGCGGACUAGCCGAUCGCAGCGCCUGCUUGCUCCCCGGGGCUCGCCGGACCCGUUUCCCUUCUGCCCUCUCGGUUUAUGGUCAGACCAUCGAGGGCCAGCCCGGGGCAGUGCCAUGGCGUUCGCCAAUUUCCGUCGCAUCCUGCGCCUCUCUGCCUUCGAGAAGCGCCGAUCCAAGGAGUAUGAGCACGUUUGCCGGGACCUGGACCCCAACGAGGUGUGGGAGAUCGUCGGAGAACUGGGCGACGGCGCCUUCGGCAAAGUGUACAAGGCCAAAAACAGAGAGACGGGUGCCUUAGCUGCUGCCAAAGUCAUUGAGACCAAGAGUGAAGAUGAGCUGGAGGACUACACGGUGGAGAUUGAGAUCCUCGCGACUUGUGACCACCCUUACAUUGUAAAGCUGCUAGGAGCCUUUUAUCAUGACAGCAAACUAUGGAUCAUGAUUGAGUUUUGCCCUGGUGGAGCAGUGGAUGCUACUAUGCUGGAACUGGAUCGAGGCUUGACCGAACCCCAGAUCCAAGUGAUCUGCCGCCAGAUGCUAGAAGCCCUAGAUUAUCUCCACAGCAAGAAGAUAAUCCAUCGGGACCUGAAGGCAGGCAACGUGCUGCUGACCCUGGAUGGAGACAUCAAGCUUGCGGAUUUCGGAGUAUCUGCCAAAAACAUGAAGACUUUGCAAAGACGGGAUUCCUUCAUCGGGACACCGUACUGGAUGGCUCCUGAAGUGGUGAUGUGCGAGACCAUGAAAGACACCCCCUACGACUACAAGGCUGACAUCUGGUCCUUGGGCAUAACUCUGAUAGAAAUGGCCCAGAUAGAGCCUCCUCAUCAUGAACUCAAUCCCAUGAGGGUUUUGCUGAAAAUAGCAAAAUCUGAUCCUCCCACUCUUAACUAUCCCUCAAAGUGGUCUCCAGAAUUUAAUGACUUCCUGAAGACUGCACUUGAUAAGAACCCCGAGACACGUCCGACUGCAGCACAAUUGCUGGAGCAUCCUUUCGUCAGCAAGGUCACUACCAACAGAGCCCUACGUGAGCUUGUGGCCGAGGCAAAGGCUGAAGUGAUGGAGGAAAUUGAAGACAAUAGAGAGGAAGGAGAAGAGGAUGAAUCACCAGAAUGUGCAUCUCCCCUUGAUGCUAACAAGAGGGACUCUUCUGUGCCAAGCCAGCUAAGUUUGCAAAAAGAGAAGUCUCCAGAAAACGGCUUGUCACUUGUGGCCAAUGGACCCAAGUUGCCUCUACAGCAAGUCACUGAAGCCAUAAAUGGGCAGGGCAACAAGGUUUCAAAGGAAGUGGCUAGCGACGAAAAGCCAGGCAAAGCCAACAGCAGUACAAACUUGUCUAGAAUUGAGGAUUACACAGAUGAAGCCAGUUCCAGAGAAAAGCCAGACACCAGCCCCCAGUUGCUGCAACUCAACAAGAACGUUAAGCCAGCAGAGAACAGGAGUCUUGUCUACCAAAAUAAGGACACUGAACCAGUAAGCAAAGAUGAUUCCAAUGUGGGAAGCCAGCCAGAGAGCAGCCUCCUUGAGACGCCGGUUGAAGAAAAGCUUCCCAAUGGGAGUUUGAGUUCUUCUUCUCAGUUUGAGGAUGGCAGCUCAAAGCAGGACUCUGAUUCAGGUAGCACCUCUGCCUCAGAGAGCAUGGACCUCAGUAUCUCCUUGUCUACCGACCUGUCCCUGAAUAGAGGCAGUGGGUCCCUCUCUCUUAAGGAUGCAAAAAUGCAGAAGAUGACACUGAAACGGACCAGGAGAUUUGUUGUGGAUGGAGUAGAAGUGAGCGUCACUACCUCAAAAAUCAUCAGUGAGGAUGAGAAGAAAGAUGAAGAGAUGAGAUUCCUCAGGCGCCAGGAGCUGCGGGAGCUGCGUCUGCUUCAGAAAGAGGAGCACCGGAACCAGACCCAGCUGACCAGCAAGCAUCACCUGCAGUUGGAGCAAAUGCUCAAGCGCUUUGAGCAGGAAAUGCACACAAAGAAGAAAUUCUAUGACACCGAACUGGAAAAUCUGGAACGUCAGCAGAAGCAGCAAAUUGAAAAGAUGGAGCAGGACCACACGCUGCGCCGCCGUGAAGAGUCCAAGCGUAUCCGUGCUGAGCAGGAACGAGACCUUGUUAAAUUUCAGGAGCAGCUGAAGCAAAGGAAGAAGGAGCUCAAGAGUGACGUUGAGAAGCUUCCACGGCAACAACGCAAGGGGACCAUGAAAACAAAGAUGGAGGAGUUUGCACAGAGAAAGCAAGUCAUGGAGCAAGAGUUUGAAGCCAAACAGGCUGAUGAUCUGGAACAGGCCAUGAAGAAUAUCACCACCCAAAAUCGGAAGGAGAUCUGUGACAAGGAGCGAGAGUGCCUCAACAAAAAACAACAGCUUAUGAGAGAUCGGGAAGCUACAAUCUGGGAUCUGGAAGAGCACCACCUACAGGAGAAACACCAGCUUAUUAAGCAACAGCUGAAAGACCAGUAUUUCCUCCAGAGGCAUGAACUGGUCCGGAAACACGAGAAGGAGCGUGAGCAAAUGCAACGGUAUAACCAGCGAAUGAUGGAGCAGCUGAAAAUUCGGCAGCAGCAAGAGAAAGGCCGUCUCCCCAAAAUUCAGAGGAGCGAAGGAAAGACCCGCAUGGCCAUGUAUAAGAAGAGCCUCCAUAUCAGCUCCAGUGGAAGCGCCUCAGAACAGAGGGAGAAGAUAAAACAGUUUGCACAGCAGGAGGAAAAAAGGCAGAAAGCUGAGCGACUGCAGCAGCAGCAGAAACAUGAGAUGCAGACGAAGGAUAUGAGUGCCCAGUGUGAGAGCAACAUGAAUGAACUCCAACAGUUACAGAAUGAGAAGUGCCAUCUCUUGGUUGAACAUGAGACCCAGAAACUGAAAGCUCUGGAUGAAAACCACAAUCAGAACUUGAAGGACUGGCGGGAUAAGCUGAGGCCACGAAAAAAGGCUUUGGAAGAUGAACUGAAUCAGAAGAAGCGAGAGCAAGAAAUGUUCUUCAAACUCAGUGAUGAGACCGAUGGUCAGCCUUCAAGGUCGCCAAACAAGCCUGCCAAAUUUGUCCCAUUCAGUUCUGCAGAGGCUUCAUAACCCUUGGAUUUAGUGGACAGAAAGGCAAUUCCUGCCUUUGUCCACAGAGAAGUUGACCCAAAGGACUGUCAGGGCUCCCUUUUCUCCUGCGCCAACUCUGAUUUCCUCUUGUGUCUGAGACAAUCAAUGUGGCCUGAGGUCUGUUCCCCUAGAGAUGAGACAGCUUCCCAUUCAUGUGGCCCUGGCUGGUGCUGACCAGUUGCACUUGGAGAGUUGUGGAUGAGCUUCAGAGAGUAGAGCUAAUGGAGUCGUGUGCAGAGUUCACACUGCUUUCUGAUCCCAUUGCCCAGACCUUGGGCAGUUUUAUCUCUUAAUCAUUUGUUGAAGGGAUGAAUGUUGGUGACCUAAAAGAUUGUUGAUGGCUUGCCUGUUUAAUUUUCUAACUAGUUCUCCUGUUAGGCCCAACUUGCUAUGUCUGUCAGUGGAUCUCAAUUAACCUUUUAGUCUUUAUGGCUGAACCAUUUACUGCCUUGAAGCACUGGGAGUUCAGCUUCACAACUUACAAAAGACAAUCAGAAAUUAUCAGCUUUUAUUGUGGCCUCCAUCUUUGUCACUUAAACAAAGGGCUCCUCCUCCUCUCCUUCUGGGGCCUAGAAUCUAGGCCUUCCCAUUGAAACUCCUCAAUUCCUCAGCUUGUUUUGCAGUGACCCAGCACACCAACCUGGUAAUGUGUGACGCACAGCCUGAAACAUACAAGUCGAGUGUUCAAAUCAAAUCAGUCCUGAGUCAAAGGCUGACCAAAAAAAGGCAAUGAGAAGCUUAUGAUCCAACUUAAGUGCAAUUCAACAGUAGUGAAGGCUGCAUGUACAUGGGCAGCUGUGGAAAUUGCUGCCCAGUUUUGGGAUGUUAAACUUUGCACACCUGCCCCAAUUAAUAAGCUGUGCAGAGGCCCACACAGUUCAGAUCCUAAAAUGGUGGGUAGCAUAAAGGUCUGGUCUUUGCUCUUCACUUUCCCCUCUUCCGUUGUGAGGCAAUGGGUUUCUUUUCCCUGUGUUCAUCAAUAGGGAGUUCUGUCUCUCCUGUUUCCAUUUCUUUCCCCAGCUCAGUUGGUCCAGAAGGCAAAGCUUGUGCUCAGGUUAUGGCAAGAGCUAAUGACUGCUCUUUCCAAUAUAUUAAAUAUAAGAAAAGUGCAAAUGCCUUGUAGCAGCAAAUUUACAACUGGCCUAAGGUUAAAGGCAUCUUGUUUUGCAUCAUCUCAUGUGAGUUUCAUAGCACAUCAAUUGCUAGCUUUUCAUUUUUGGUUUUUAAGGUCUACUACUGUAUAAACUAUUGGGUGUGCUGUGAUUUGAGAACAUGAUGUUGGCAUAAACCAGCAUUUUGGCCAUUGUGUGUCCCUUUGCUGCUACUUUUGAGUUUGUAGCAAGCCAGAAUGAUCCAAGUAAGAGGAGGCCCAUAUAGCAGAAUAGAAUGUGAUGCAUUUGAAAUGCUGAAGAUAAUCAGCAUGUCAUUAUCUUUAAGUCUUCCAAAGGCUGUUUUUAAACCAAAGAUGCGUUAUUUUCCCCUCACACCUUGCCCACUCGCCAAUUCACUAUUAAAAUAAAUAUUUCAGGAA
Molecule: messenger RNA, 4700 nt
Organism: Lacerta agilis (Sand lizard)
Lineage: Eukaryota; Metazoa; Chordata; Lepidosauria; Squamata; Lacertidae
Gene: STK10
Product: serine/threonine kinase 10
Exons: 19
Coding region: 206-3148 (980 amino acids)
Biological process (GO): protein phosphorylation
Molecular function (GO): ATP binding; protein serine/threonine kinase activity
Source: RefSeq, a predicted model, not a curated record